AUGAAGUUCUCUUCAAGCCUCGUCUGCCUCCUGGCACCCAUCACCGUUCUCGCCGCUCCCCUCGAGGAGAGGCAGGCCUCGCAGUCCAUCGACAAGCUGAUCAAGGCCAAAGGCAAGCAAUACUUUGGCACCUGCACCGACCAGAACCGCCUGACUGCCGGCAAGAACGCCGACAUCAUCAAGGCCAACUUUGGUCAGGUCACGCCGGAGAACUCGAUGAAGUGGGACCAGAUCGAGCCCAACCGCGGCCAGUUCAACUGGGCCACGCCCGACUACCUCGUCAACUUUGCGCAGCAGAACGGCAAGCUUGUCCGCGGGCAUACGCUUGUGUGGCACUCCCAGCUUGCGGGCUGGGUGAACAACGUCCGUGAUAAGGCUGGUUUGACGACUGUCAUUGAGGACCAUAUCAAGGCUGUUGUUGGCCGGUACAAGGGCAAGAUUUACCACUGGGACGUUGUCAAUGAGAUCUUCAACGAGGACGGCUCCCUCCGUUCCUCCGUCUUCUCGCAGGUCCUCGGCGAGGACUUUGUCGGCAUCGCUUUCCGCGCCGCCAGGGCCGCGGACCCCAAUGCCAAGCUAUACAUCAACGACUACAACCUCGACCAGGCCAGCUACGCCAAGACGCAGGCCAUGGCUCGCAAGGUCAAGGAGUGGAUCGGCAAGGGCAUCCCCAUUGACGGUAUCGGCUCCCAAGCCCAUCUCCAAGCUAACCAGGGCGGCAACGCUCUUGGCGCGCUGCAGACCCUCGCCGGCAGUGGCGUCAAGGAGGUCGCCAUCACGGAGCUGGACAUUGUCGGCGCCAGCGCGGCUGACUACACGGCUGUGACAAAGGCCUGUCUGCAGGUUCCGCAGUGCGUUGGUAUCACGGUCUGGGGAGUGCGUGACCCGGACAGCUGGAGGGCGCAGAAUAAUCCGCUCUUGUCUUCUUCCUCGAUGCGAAUUGGGGCUCGGGUGCUUCUCGGUAACCUGUACGGUUUCUGUCUUCAUGUACAAAUUGGAACUUUUGGCAGCUGUCAGCUUGGCGAGGAACGUUGGUUAGCCGGGCCAUCCAAUCAAGACUCUAUCGACGUGAUUCACCUUGAUUUGCUGGGUAUUCACAGUCUCUCCCCCUCUAAUCUGGCCUUGAUGCUUUCGAAUGCUGACGACUGGAACAUCGCACGCAGGAUCGUUCUCCUUCGGCUGUGCCCACCAUCCGUUGGCAUCGGCGGAGAACACCAUGUUGAUUUGCUGUGCCUCGACAACAUCCUGGACACCAUCAUCUGGUUUUGGUCGACUGUAAUCGCAGGGUUAUUGCCAGCAAUUUCAACCACUUCGAUUCUUGAGCCUGGUCGAUCAGAGUACCUCUCAUAUCUCCCCAUCUUGUUGAAGGAUCCGCUCUGCAUAGUACCUCAGUCGCUUUCAGGCUCAUAUUGUUUGCAAGACUUUGCCAAGAAGUUAAUGGUUGCCGAGACAACUUCUCAAAGUCUUGCUAGGAUGAGUACGACUGGGAGAGCCAAGGCGGUACAACUCAGCCAUGAUCAAAUACUGGUUUCGCUAGGAGGCAAAGCCAAGUCUGCAAGACCACACAGCGGCGGUCCCUACCUCAAGUGGAUCGUCAUGGACCACGUAGCGUGCCUGGCCGAGAAUUAUCUCCUCGCGAUGUACGUGGGUCUCUCCCAAGUGCAUCUCCCCGCGGACGAGGUGCUGUCCAACCCUGUACAGCUACUGAAUAUAGUCAGCCGCCACCGGGUUUCGCGAACCUUUACCCCUCAUUCUUUCUUGGCGAAGUUAUCCAGGGAGCUCGUGUUGGAACAAACAUCGUCGUGGGAUGGAGAUCUAGAUCUCGGAUGUUUGCAAUGGGUUGGUUCGGGUGGGGAAGCAAACACAGUGGAUGUCUGCGAGACACUCCAGACACAACUCGAGAACUACAGUGCUCGCAAAGACAUCAUCGUCCCGGGUUUUGGAGUCACAGAAACUUGUGCUGGGUGUGUAAAUAACGCAAAUUGCCCGACGUAUGAUCGAGGACAAAAUCACCAACAUCUUGACGUUGGCAAAGGCGUCCCUGGGCUACAGCUGCGAGUGAGACUCUUAGAUGGCAAUUCUCCAUCUACAUCCGCAAACGCCGGCCAGGUUGGGCUUCUGGAACUCUCCGGCGACGUAAUAUUUGACGGCUACUUCAACGAUCGCGACUUUACUGCGGCCGCCUUCAAAAGUGAUGGCUGGUUUAUUACUGGCGAUGUUGCUUGUGUCAACCACAACGGUCAAUUAAUCCUCUGGGGACGCUCCAAAGAUGCGAUUAUCAUCAACGAGGUGAAGUACGCCCCAGACGAGCUGGAACACCAUUUCGAGAAAGAGUUGAUACAAGGGGCAGUUCCGGGCUCUUUCUGUUGCUUCUCAACUUCGCCACAGUCAUCUGACACAGAGCAAAUUGUCGUUGCUUACGUACCAUCGGUUGAGGACAAUGAUACCCGAGCCCGGAACAAGACUCGCAAUAGGCUAGUCGAUAGUAUCGGCUUACAUACGUCUUCAUCUGCCAUCGUUCUACCCCUAACAGCCGCUGAUCUCAAGCCAUCGGCACUAGGAAAGCUGCCCAAGAGGUGCGAUCAAGUCGGCUUUCGGGAAGGGCACGACGCAGCAGAGGAGACAGUUUCUUCUCUUGAGGGACUCAUUCGCCACGAAAUACAGGAGUAUUUCCAAGUCAAGGGGCGCAUCUCAGCAUCGAAGGAUCGGUAUUCUGGCUCGGCGCUACCCAAGUUGAAAAAUUCGACGUCUCGGCGGCUAGCUAUGAUAAUUGAGGGAUCUGAGAGGAAAUAUGAAGCCGGCAGCCCGGUCGUUACCCUCCGGUCAAAGGGCAGAAAGACGCCGCUGUGGCUCGUACAUCCCGGUGUCAGAGAAAUCCUGGUCUUCAUGAACCUCAUGAGGCUCACCAACGACCGGCCAGUCUAUGCCUUCCGUGCGGAGGGUUUCGAUAGCGGUGUUUCGCCUUUUGCCUCCUUGGAUGAGUUGUCGGAUUACUAUUUUCAGCACCCCAAAGCCGUCCAAGCAAAGGGGCCGUAUGCUAUCGCAGGCUAUCCGUUCGGCUCCAUGAUUGCCUUCGAAUUAUGUAAGAGACUCGAGACAGCAGGUGAUGAGGUUCUUUACUGCGGUUGCUGGAACCUUCCGCCGCAUAUAAAGCACCGCAGGAGACAGUUCGGCUGGGUAGAGUGUCUCGCCAACUUAUUUCACUUCACGAAGCUCAUCGAACAGGAUCAGGCUUUACAGCAGAUCCCCAUGUUGCGCACAUUCUCAAAGCAAGAAGCAGUCGCCCACCUCCGAGCCCCCAGCGACUCGGAUCGUUGGCUUGAGUUAGGCCUCGGCGAAGAGGAGUUUGUCAAGUGGGCAGCUUUGGCAUCUUCGCUCCAGCAUCUGGCUCGAGACUACGAGCCGCGGGGAACGAUACGCAGCAUGGAUGUAUUUGUCGCAGAUCCUCCACAAGGAGGUAGCUAUUGA
Messenger RNA from Colletotrichum lupini, 3468 nucleotides. RefSeq names its product glycosyl hydrolase family 10. The record is from RefSeq and is a predicted model, not a curated record. NCBI's taxonomy places the organism in Eukaryota, Fungi, Ascomycota, Sordariomycetes, Glomerellales, Glomerellaceae. Gene Ontology annotation, molecular function: hydrolase activity, hydrolyzing O-glycosyl compounds. Bases 1 to 3468 code for a protein of 1155 amino acids. The transcript has 11 exons. Gene Ontology annotation, biological process: carbohydrate metabolic process; biosynthetic process.